AUGGCUGAGUCAGCUUUCCUACCUGGAAGCUGGUCUUUGAAAGUUCCUGUUCAGAUGGUUUGGUGUGCUCUGGAGACCUCUUUGCUAACUGAUGGAAUAGAUAUCAGCUGGCAGGAGAUGCUGAAGUUUAAGCAAAGGACCAGACCAUCUCCUUUAACAUAUUAUAGGGAAGCAUCAGGAGAAUACUAUGGGGGUGUUGGGAACAGAAUGCAAAUUCACAGGGAAUCCAGUAGCCAGUGGAAUUCAGGAAACUAUAUUUAUUACAUUGAAGAUGAUGAUGAGGACUUAGAGGAAAAGAGGUGGAGGGAAAAAGAGGAAAAGCGGCUUGCUGGAUGGCAGAAGCAAUGUAUUGCAGCACAGAGAGACCGUGGCUAUGAGGAGGAACACGAUACCUUCCUACUUUCUCCAUCUAAUUUUGGUAAGUCAAGUAGCAAUUCAUUACAUAUCAAUGUGGGUGGAACCAGCUAUCAAAUUUCCUAUACAGUUGCAGCCAGUUAUCCCAAGACUCGAAUAGGUCGUCUGGCAACAUACACUGACCGUCAUCGUAAGCUUGAUUUGUGUGAUGAUUACAAUCCAGCAGAAGAUGUAUAUUUCUUUGACCGUGAUCCAGCAAUUUUCCACCACAUCUACAUCUUCUACCGCACUGGGGUAUUGUGGAUAAGAGAUGAGUUAUGCCCCCGCAAUUUCCUAGAGGAAAUCAACUACUGGGGAGUAAGGGUGAAACACACCCCUCGAUGUUGUCGUAUCUCUUUUGAAGAGAGGCAAGAUGAGUUGACAGAGCAAUUAAAAAUACAAAGAGAGUUAAGAGCUGAGAUGGAGACUGAAGAGAAUGAGGAGCUUUUCCGAGGAAUGCUCUAUGGGCACCUAAGACGUAGAAUCUGGAACCUGAUGGAGAAACCGUUUUCUUCAAUCACAGCUAAGGCCAUGGCAGUAGCAUCCAGUUUUUUUGUUCUUAUAUCAGUUGUUGCUAUGACACUUAACACAGUCGAGGACAUGAAAUACAAAAAUGCUUCAGGAGUUCCCAGUGGGAGACCCUAUCUGGAGCACGUGGAGACCCUUUGCAUUGCCUUUUUUACUCUGGAGUACAUUCUGCGACUCAUAUCCACUCCGGACCCACAGCGAUUUGUGCGCAGUGUCCUUAAUGCUGUUGAUUUAAUUGCCAUCUUACCACUAUAUUUGCAAAUGCUUCUUGAGAGUUUUACAGAUGAUGCAGAAGGGGGGAAAGGAUCCAGCCAUGAGCAUGAGAUUGAGGCUGUAGGACGUGUUGGAAAACUUGGUCAAGUGCUGAGGAUUAUGAGGCUUAUGCGAAUCUUCAGAAUCCUGAAACUGGCACGCCAUUCUACAGGACUUCGAGCUUUUGGAUUCACCCUCCGACAAUGCUAUCAGCAGGUGGGGUGCCUGUUUCUCUUCAUUGCCAUGGGAAUCUUUUCAUUUUCCGCUAUGGUGUACACAGUUGAACAUGAUGUUUCUGGAACCAAUUUUACUAGCAUUCCCCAUUCUUGGUGGUGGGCAGCAGUCAGCAUUUCAACAGUAGGAUAUGGAGACAUGUAUCCAGAAACCCAUCUUGGACGAUUAUUUGCUUUCCUCUGCAUUGCUUUUGGGAUCAUUCUAAAUGGGAUGCCUAUAUCCAUCCUUUAUAAUAAGUUUUCCGAUUAUUACAGUAAACUGAAAUCUUACGAAUAUACAACAAUACGAAAAAAAAGAGGAAGGGUUAACUUUACUGGCAGAGCCAUGCAGAAGAUGUCACAGUUUUGUACAACAGAACCAAUACAGCAUAUUCAGAGGCAUAGGGCUGGAUAA
This is a messenger RNA of Bombina bombina (fire-bellied toad), 1800 nucleotides long. It is a transcript of the gene KCNV2, whose product is annotated as potassium voltage-gated channel modifier subfamily V member 2. The record is from RefSeq and is a predicted model, not a curated record. Gene Ontology annotation, biological process: protein homooligomerization; potassium ion transmembrane transport. NCBI's taxonomy places the organism in Eukaryota, Metazoa, Chordata, Amphibia, Anura, Bombinatoridae. Gene Ontology annotation, molecular function: voltage-gated potassium channel activity. The transcript has 3 exons. Gene Ontology annotation, cellular component: membrane; voltage-gated potassium channel complex. Bases 1 to 1800 code for a protein of 599 amino acids.